Molecule: messenger RNA, 1015 nt
Organism: Asparagus officinalis (garden asparagus)
Lineage: Eukaryota; Viridiplantae; Streptophyta; Magnoliopsida; Asparagales; Asparagaceae
Product: guanine nucleotide-binding protein subunit gamma 3
Exons: 5
Coding region: 205-924 (239 amino acids)
Source: RefSeq, a predicted model, not a curated record
GCAGGGUCCUUUGUAUGUAAAAAUGGGGGCCGCGGCUCAGACCACCAACACCCCCAAACCCCCAAACGGCAUGGGCGGUCACCUCACCCCCCACCCACUAUUUCUACCCAUCUCCUCCUCCUCUCCCCCCUUCUUCCUCUUCUUCUCCUUUUUACUAUUCCAGCGGUAAGGUUACCGCUCUCUGCGGGGGGUAGAAACCCACCAAUGGCGGCCGAUGGGGCUGAGAUGGUGGCCCCGGCUCCUCGCUCGCCGCCCAAGUACCCUGAUUUCUGCGGGAGGAGGAGGCUGCAGCUUGAGGUCCAGACAAUGAAUCGCGAGGUUGGGUUUCUUGAGGAGGAGCUACAAUCAUUGGAAGGGCUUCAACCAGUUUCUAGAUGCUGCAAAGAGGUUCACGAAUUUGUUGGAACAAAUCCAGAUCCAUUAGUACCCCCGAAUAAGAAGAAGCGCAAGUCCUGUCGCUUUUUUAGAUGGCUCGGAUCAAAGUUCUGCUGCUGCCUUUCCUGUAUCUGCUGCUGUACUGACUGCAAGAAGCCAACCUGCACCUGCUGCCCAAGCCUCAAGGAUCUCUGCUGCUGCAGCUGCUCUUCCUGCUGUAAACUUCCUCAGUCCUGCUGCUGCAAUUUCUCAGACUGCUGCUGCAAUUUCUCAGACUGCUGCUGCAAUUUCUCAAACUGCUGCUGCAAUUUCUCAAACUGCUGCUGCCCAUUGAAUCGUUGCUGCUGCUGCUGCAAACCAUCAAAAUGCUGCAGCUGCAGCUGCUGUGAAACUUCCUGCUGUAAAAUGCCGAAAAGCUGCUGCUGCUCCCCGACGAUAUCUUGUCCGGAGUAUUCAUGUGGGUGCGUGUUCGAUUGCCCGAAGUGUACAGAGGUACGUCUCUGUCCUAAGUGUAGUAAACCCUGCUGUGUUACUGGAUGUUUGUGUUGAUAUGUGGCUAUGGUUUUCGUAGGUUGUAUUGUAUUCUGACGAUUAUAUUGAAUAUAAAAAAUUUUUGUCUGCCGAAUAUGUUACUUGUUUA